Molecule: messenger RNA, 3272 nt
Organism: Electrophorus electricus (electric eel)
Lineage: Eukaryota; Metazoa; Chordata; Actinopteri; Gymnotiformes; Gymnotidae
Gene: efr3bb
Product: EFR3 homolog Bb (S. cerevisiae)
Biological process (GO): protein localization to plasma membrane
Cellular component (GO): plasma membrane
Source: RefSeq, a predicted model, not a curated record
AAUUGUGUAAGGGAGAUAAAAGGCAACUAAGUGACACAGCCAAUUUAAUUUUCUUAUAAGUUCUCUGCUGCCAACUCACAAUAGGAAUCAAGAGGCAUGGGAGUAGAAGAGAAACCAUAGACGUGAUACAGGCAAAAGCUGGUGUGUGUAACUCACUAGAGAGGGAGCUCUUUCUCUCUCGAGUGAGUGUCGGGCACACAACUAGUAAUACAAACCGGUUGCUAACGCUAGGUAGCUAGGCUUCUUACUUGUUAGCUACAAUGUCCACAAUAGUACACAAGAAUAUGUGAGGAUUGUUUCCAUGUUAUGGUGUCGGACAUUAGGGGCCUCAUGCCAUCCUGGAGUUUUCCUGUUGUGACUAAAUUGAACAGAAGGAACGAACCCCCUGUUAACGCCCUCAGGUCCUCCAGUGCCCUAAACCGAAGUUACAGACGCGACAACCGCUGCAAUAACGACAUCUGGCGAACGUGGUGUUGGUGAUAAUGUCAGGAGUGUGCGGUUGUUGCUGUGGGGCAUUCAGGCCCCGUUACAAAAGGCUUGUGGACAACAUUUUUCCGGAAGACCCAGAGGACGGCUUGGUGAAGGCCAACAUGGAGAAGCUGACCUUCUAUGCUCUGUCAGCCCCCGAGAAGCUGGACCGAAUAGGUGCCUACCUGUCUGAGAGACUGUGUCGUGACGUAGCCAGACACAGAUAUGGUUACGUGUGCAUUGCUAUGGAGGCUCUGGAUCAGCUCUUGAUGGCGUGCCACUGUCAGAGCAUUAACCUGUUCGUGGAGAGUUUCCUGAAGAUGGUGCGUAAGCUGCUGGAGGCUGACAAGCCCAACCUGCAGAUACUGGGAACCAACUCUUUCGUGAAGUUUGCCAACAUCGAGGAGGACACUCCUUCAUACCACCGGAGUUAUGAUUUCUUUGUGUCCCGCUUUAGUGAGAUGUGCCACUCCAACUACGAGGAUCCAGACAUCCGCACCAAGAUCCGUAUGGCUGGAAUUAAAGGACUCCAGGGGGUGGUGAGGAAGACAGUCAAUGACGAACUGCAGGCAAAUAUCUGGGACCCUCAGCACAUGGACAAGAUUGUUCCGUCUCUUCUUUUCAACCUGCAGUCUGGAGAAGGCACAGAGAGUCGCUCCCCCUCUCCUCUGCAGGCCAGUGAGAAGGAGAAAGAGAGCCCAGCCGAGCUUACUGAGCGCUGUUUCCGUGAGCUCCUGGGCCGCGCUGCCUACGGCAAUAUCAAGAACGCAGUCACGCCCGUCCUUAUGCACCUUGAUAAUCACUCUCUGUGGGAGGGGAAAACAUUUGCGGUGCGCUGCUUUAAGAUCAUCAUGUACUCUAUUCAGUCACAGCACUCUCACCUGGUUAUCCAGCAACUCCUGGGUCACCUGGAUGCCAACAGCAAGACCUCGGCCACGGUGCGUGCUGGGAUAGUGGAGGUCCUUCUGGAAGCCGCUGCUAUCGCAGCCAGUGGCUCUGUCGGCCCCACAGUGCUGGAGGUGUUCAACACUUUGCUCAGACACCUGAAGCUCAGUGUGGACUAUGAGCUCACUGGCUCUUAUGACUGCACUGCCAUGGGCUCUAAGACCAUCAACAAGCACGAAGAGCGUCAGCUCCAGGAGGCUGUCAUCAGGACCAUAGGUUCCUUUGCCAACACUUUGCCUACAUACCAGCGCUCCGAGGUGAUGCUGUUCAUCAUGGGGAAAGUUCCAAUCCCAGGCUUGCACCCAACACUACCACCCUCAGGUUCUGGGUUGGAGGCCUACAGGAUGAUCCAGGUCAUGUUGUUGAAGUCUCUGAGACAGGUUACAUGUGGUUUCCAGAGCACGAACAUGCUCACAGCUAUGCCCACCUCCUUCCUGGACCCACUGCUGUCUUUUGCCCUGCUGGAGGAUGCCCACAUCCGUCUGCUCGUCCUCGAGAUCCUCGUCAGCCUCAUCGAUCGCCACAGCAACCUCCCUAAGUUCUCCACAAUCAGCAUCAUCUCAGAUAUCUCUGUGCUCAAAUUAAAAAUGGAGAAGUGCUCCCGUCAGGACAACCUCUUUAUGAAGAAGCAUGCUCAACAGCUAUACAGGCACAUCUACCUGUCAUGUAAGGAGCAUAGCAGCGUUCAGGUGCACUAUGAGAUGCUCUACUCCCUCCUGGCUCUUGUCAGCAUGGAGCUGGCCAACGAGGAGGUCGUGGUGGACCUCAUCCGCCUGUCCCUGGCCCUGCAGGACCUGGCCCUGGCCAGUGAGGAGACAUUGCCUGUGUACAACCGCUGUGCCGUUCACGCCCUCGCCGCAGCCUACCUCAACCUCAUCUGCCAGCUCACCAGCGUGCCCACGUUCUGCCAGCACAUCCACGAGGUGCUAGAGAUGAGGCAAAAGGAGUCCCCGUUUCUUUUGCCUGAGGAUGUCUUCACUGAAGAGCCUAAGGUCCCUGAGAUACUGGAGAGGCCAGGAGUGGAGCUGCUGUUCCAGCAGGUGAAGAUCACAGAGGUCCUGGGAGUCAGCGGCUAUAACGCAGAGAGGCUGGCUAUACCUUACACACCCCAGUUUACAGAUGAAGACCGUCUGUCCAAAAGGAAGAGUGUUGGAGAAACGAUCUCCCUGCAGGUGGAAGUGGAGUCCAGAAACAGUCCUGAGAAAGAGGAGAGAACACCAGCUGAGGAAAUUACUUUCGAAGCCCUGAAGAAUGCUAUAGUGGACAGCGUGGGGCUGGAGGAGCAGGAGAGAGAGCGGAGGAGACAGGUGGUGGAGAAGUUCCAGAAAGCUCCCUUUGAGGAGAUUGCCGCCCACUGCGGCGCCAGGGCUACCAUGCUACAGAACAAACUCAGUCAAAUCUUCGAAAUCACAAUCAGGCCCCCUCCCAGCCCAUCUGGGACUAUCACAGCAGGUUACGGUCAAACGCAGAGUCGCUCUGUUCCUGUCUACGAGAUGAAGUUCCCAGACCUGUGUGUGUAUUAGCACAGCAGCUAUCGGAAGCUAUGAAGGAAGAAAAAGGAUUAAAGAAUAUGAGAUGGACAAGUCUGUGGCUUUAUUUCUUCGGUGACAAGUACAGGGAGGAUGGCAUGGGCACGUGGCGUCUCCUUCGUGCUGUCUUGCUCGUCUCUCGACUAGCAGAGGCAAACCUUGCAGCAUUCUCCCCGUCUGCACUGUGACUGCUGACAAAGUAAUGACGCCAGCACGAACGUGGGCUCUUUAGAGACCCAGCAGCAGCCUCUGCUAGGCCUUGUGAGAACAUAACUGAUAUUGUGUGAAGAGUUUUAUCAUCAUCUCUGAUGGGUAGAGUCUGUCUUUUGU